GGCUCAGACAGAGGAAUCCAGAUGAUGACCUCGUUCCUGUGGUGAUGAGAGACACCAUUAGCUUCCUUUCAGAGCAAGGUUUGGAGAUUGAAGGCAUCUUCAGACGAUCUGCCAACGUGACUCUGGUGAAGGAGGUCCAGCUCAGAUACAAUUCGGGUGAGACGGUGAAUUUCAGAGAGAUAGAAGACGUCCACUUGGCUGCUGUGAUUCUGAAGACAUUCCUGAGGGAACUACCGGAGCCUCUGCUGACCUUCCAGCUCUACAACGACAUUGUCAACUUCACCUCUGUAUCCAGUGACAGCCAGGGGGAAAUUAUGAAGGCACUGGUAGAGUCGCUGCCAGAAGAAAACUAUGCAUCACUGCGAUACCUCGUCACAUUCCUGGCACAGGUAUCAGCCAACAGUGAAGUGAAUAAGAUGACCAACAGUAACCUGGCUGUGGUGUUUGGUCCUAAUCUGCUCUGGGGGCGGGACAACGCCAUGUCACUCAGCGCCAUCGGGCCAAUCAACAACUUCACCAGAGCCCUGCUGGACCAGCAGCAUCUGGUCUUUACCUAAACCCUACCCCUUCAUCCUGCAGUCUCUCUUCCAGUAAGAAGCACCAUUUCCCAUCUCAUUUUGUCCCCCACCAGUCCUUACAUUGUGAUUGGCCCAUUAGCAGUGUGUUGUUGGACUGCUGCUAGCUUCUAGCCCGCAUUUCCAAACCAGGCAUGUGGGUGGAAAUGGUACAUACAUUAGACUGCAGCCACAUAACCCUCAAUAAACAAUAGCACAAAAUUCUACAGCUAAUACGUUGUUGACUAACCAUCCACUCACACUGGGUCACUUUGACUAUGUUGGUUCCAGUGUGAAUGCAUGGUUAGUCUCACACAACCACUGGCUGCAGUUCGGUCACAUAGUACAUUUCUGACUCUUCCGCCACCCCAUUACACCCAACCAACCUUUCAAAACUUCCAGUCCUAAGUGCAUGUGUUUAUACCUGUCUCAGGCUGUCAUCCUUUAUCUCUGUAGGGAGAUUAAUAGCAGUUAGACGUGCCCAGUCAUGCUCUGUAUUCCUGUGCUGUGCUGUUGUCAGUCUGUCUCUCUGCUGUUUUCUAUGUAGUGCCAAAAAACUGCAUAAUCAACGAUAACACAGUGCAGUUAUCAAACGUCCCCUCUAGGAUUAUGAUCCCAAACUUAAAGAGAGGAGAGAUGAAGAGAAUGGAGGUGUGAAAGUCUCAGGUUAAAUUACAAAUGGUGAACUUGGUA
Molecule: messenger RNA, 1247 nt
Organism: Sebastes umbrosus (honeycomb rockfish)
Lineage: Eukaryota; Metazoa; Chordata; Actinopteri; Perciformes; Sebastidae
Product: rho GTPase-activating protein 1-like
Exons: 5
Coding region: 45-557 (170 amino acids)
Biological process (GO): negative regulation of endocytic recycling; small GTPase-mediated signal transduction
Cellular component (GO): cytoplasm
Molecular function (GO): GTPase activator activity
Source: RefSeq, a predicted model, not a curated record